Messenger RNA from Nomia melanderi (Alkali bee), 7110 nucleotides. Lineage: Eukaryota; Metazoa; Arthropoda; Insecta; Hymenoptera; Halictidae. The record is from RefSeq and is a predicted model, not a curated record.
CGUUCCGUACGGUUUCCUUGUCGUUCCCGCCACUCGAAGCCUAGUCGAAUUUCUGUCUGAUCUCUGCUGUCCGUUCCUACCCAGUGAAGCAGUCGCGUUUCUGCGUUCGCGUUCAUCGUGCGUUUGUAGGUUGCGUGCCUCUUCGAACCGGUCGGCUUGCUCGCGCGCGCGAGAGGACGAGCAAACUUGGCCGGAGAUAAAGCGAUAGAACUACCGUUGUUGCGAUCAGGCGCUAUAAUCGUCGAUCCGCUUCGAUAAAUAUUCGUCGCGGCUCUACAAAGACUACAAUUGACGGAUAACUCGCGUUCCCGCGCUAGAUCGUGACCCAGAAUCCGAGGCUCGCGUGUGAAUCUGCGAAUAAAGAAUUGGUCGGGACCAAAGUUUCAAAUACCAACUGUUACUUUGGAAUGAUGAGCGAAUUUUUUAAAUACCUGCCAUGCUGCGACACUUUUUAUUAGAUAGCGGAGCAUUUUUCGAACGUUUCUCUAAUCGACGAUAAUGAAACGGUACUAAAUGAGAGGGCGAAUUGUAUUUUAAUCGAGUGGUUUUGUGAUUAAGGAAGGAAUAUUUGUUGUCAGUGUUAAAUGGUAAAAGUGUGCAAGAAGACGCAGAGAAAAUUUACAACCAGAAGAUACUAUGAUAUUGAUGGAACGAAAGUCUAGGAAUUAAUCGGAAGAUGAAGGUAAAACUUAGUUGAAUGUGUACGGUGUUAAUAUUACAAUAAGCGAAACUUUAAAAACAAGCAAAAGGAUUGAAGAAAUUAAUAAUUGAUAAAUAUAUUAUUUUCACAUCUUUACUACAUAUUCAUGUAUACACACACGUAGAUAACGAUAAGAAAUAACCAUGAUAGCGUUGGAAAUUACAAUAAUCAUGUAUAAAGCAUAAAGUUCUAUUAUUGCAUGCAACCUAAGUGCAAACUCGAAGAAUCUAAGAGCACAAAAUUAUCCGCCGAUUCCCGGAUAAAUAAGGAACGAAGGGGAACCGCGUGAUUGAGUGGAAAACUAGUAACGCGAGAACAAGAACAGACCGAAACGAACGGAGGAUCGAAUUCCGGAAGAAAGUAACUUUCCACGGAACUAAUUCCGCGCGAUUCGACAGACGAAUUUCUUUUUAACGAUCAACCAGAGAACACGGGGACUAUCGGUGUUUAAUUGCCGUUUCCCACGUUACGAAAUCGUCUCGUUGAUAUAAGCAUCGGCGAACGAGCGUUCGGAAAAGUAAUUGUCGGGAUAAGAGGAAUCGCGUCGCUUCUGAGAAGAAUAUGGAAUUCCGUGAAGCUUUGAUUGCGUGAUUGAUAGGCAAAGAAAUAGAAAUUAGAGCUAUGGUAAUCAAUCAUGAGAAUGCAGGGAAGGUGAAGGAAUAAUAAUAAUUUCGUAGCAAGUUUGAUGAAAUAUCUGGAAUAUCACGAGAAAGCUGCUUGGCUAACGAAGCAAAACGUUGAAUGAACUUUCGUUCCUGACCUCAUCCUAGACCUCUAUUCUUUCGUUUUAUCUCUUCUUCUGGACGAUAAGAUUACUUUUCUCGAGACGCGCUAGCUAAUUUCGAGAAAUAGCUGCUUUUUAAUUGUCCAGUCGUUCCUCGGCGAGCAUCCGCGAUGCCGUUGCGUGCGAGUCCGCUGUUGCAUUAUGCAACGGAAGCGACGAUUUAAUCGACCAGAGACGGCUUACACUGAAUCACUCCGAGAUUACCACUGGGACACUGGAGUUAGGGAUUCGACAAGGAAAAGUAACGAACAACAACGCUCGUGGUUAUCGAUCAUGCGUACGGCUAACGAUUCAAACGGACAACGAGAAAAUUGGAGAGAUCAAAGUACCUCGGGGGUUAUCACAUCCCUUAGUCACGAUCUGAUGAAGUGAUACGAAAAUAGACGAAAAAAGUGGAGCAGUGGUGUGCGAGAGAUGUGCGUAGAUCCGGAAGACAAUUUUAGUUGUCGAUUCCUGGAAUGUUCGCGCGUCGAAGGGGAUCGGAGAUCAAAUGGGACAAAAUUAAACAAACGCGGAGGAAUCGUCCAAUCGGCCGAAUCGCGCCACAGUGAGCUGGAUGGAUGAAUUUGUUUUCCCGUUACACCGGCCCCUCGAAUGCAACGCGACGAAAAAACGUGGAAUAAAAAGUGAAUAAAUAUUUGUGUGCGGUGUCAACUUUUUGAGCAAACAUUUGGGAUUUCGUGGCGGACGGUCCUUGCAGUGGGAACUCGAGUGGCAAUCGAGCGCGACAACGGCGAGACCGGACUUAAUAACGAAAUAACAGUGUCGAGACUGGAGAAAGUGAAAUCGCCGAGGUGCGCGUUCCAACACGAAGCCGUCGCAGUUUACCAGCAGCAGCAGCGUGCACAUCAAAAUGACGACGCGCGGCCUGAUCCUCAUUGCGCUGGUCUCAUUCUCGGAAGGUGCGUCGGCGUCGAAGAACCAAUUAAUAAAAUGCUGUCCGCCCGGAAAGGUGUUCUGGGGUAAAGCGGUUUGUAACCCGGUACCGGCGGACGCGACGGAACUUUACAGCGUGAAUUACGACGGCGUCAGCGACCAAUCGAAUGGAUUUCCGAUCUGCGAGGAACCGGAGGAUGUCGCUACGUCGCAGCUCUCCAGGCUGAACGGCACCGAUUUUCUGCAGCUGCCAGCCUGCAUAGAAAUUCUGCACGCGGAAUCCACAAACGAUGACACUCUGAUAGGCGUCGUUUGUCAAUCGAAAAAGUACGGGGACGAGGUACGGCUAAAGCGAACCUGGUUACAAAUGUUGAACGUGAGACGAUGUUGUCCGAAAAAUACGGAGUUCGAUUUGGAUACGAAAACUUGUCUAACGUCAUCGUAUGUAGCUGCUGACGCAAAUUUCACCGACUCUCGGGAGUUUUUGGAGUUGCUGCCUAAACCAUUGGGCGAAAUGGAGUUUUUGAACGUGCCCAAAGGCACGCCCAACUGUUUAUCAGGUGCGUUGGUUACCUACGAAAUUGGCGCCGACGACAUCAGCUUCGAGAACGGAUCUUUGUGGGUGACAGUGCCGUCAGAAAAGGAUUUUUACGAGAAAAUACCAGCAUCCAUGGAAGACACGUGCUUAGAAUUGACCCCGAAUUCCACGAUAAAUCGACGACUCGUAGUUCGAGUUUGCAGGAAGAAGGAAUUCUGUCAAAACCAUAGCUGCGUAAGGAAGUGUUGUCCAGAAGAUCAAGCUUUUGACAGUAAGAAUCGGUGUAGUAAAAACUCCUCCAUAACGACGCAGGCUUUUUACAACGAGGUUUUCACUUUCACGAAUCAAACCUGGAACAAUACAGGAAACGGUCUGCUAAUCGGUCGUAGCUGUAAAAAUUACGCAUAUAAGGCAUCCUUAAACGAAACGUACAUAACAUCGGAAGGAUAUGUUGUGUAUAAUAGUUAUAUUUUACAUAAACAUGACGAGUACUGCCUGGAUAUGUUUAUCGACGGAUUUCAACCAUUGCUAUGUUUUCCCGAAAAUACACCUGAUUACCCUAAGAUCAGAUAUACAAUCAAUAGCCUUCUAGAAGGAGUAAGUUGUGUCUUUUUGCUUUUGACGCUGCUAGUAUACAUUUAUUUACCUUCCCUUCAAAACCUACAUGGAAAAACUUUAAUGUGUCAUGCUGGGAGUCUACUGUUGUCUUAUAUUUGUCUUGCCAUAAUACCGUGGGUGACACCACCGGUCCGGGCUUCCGAAAACCCUACUGAAACCGCAUAUUGUGCUGCAAUAGGAUACACGAUGCUGUUCUCGCUCCUCGCCGCUUUUUGUUGGCUGAACGUCAUGUGUUUCGAUAUAUGGCGGACUUUCGGGAGGCUACGUGGAAAAGUCACCGGGGGUCAUUCUUAUGCUAGAAGAUUCCUUUUAUAUUCCAUAUACGCAUGGGGUUUGGCGUUGUUCAUCACUCUAUUUUGUAUCGUGGGCGACAGAACAUCUUUCUUAGGGGAAGCCAUGAAACCAAACUUUGGGGUAGCAAGAUGCUGGUUCAGAAACGACCAGUUUAUGUUCGGUGAAAUGAUUUUCUUCAGAGCGCCAGUCGCGAUACAGCUGAUAUCAAACGUGGUGUUCUUCAUUCUCACGUCAAGGCACUGUAGUAAGGUGAAAGCCGAGAUAAGAAGGGUGGCCGACCCAACGGAUCCCAGGAGCAAACGAUUUCACGCUGACAAAACUAAGUUGAUCAUGAAUGUAAAGUUAUUCGUCGUGAUGGGAAUCACGUGGAUCGCAGAGAUAGCGUCCUCCUUAAUGAACAAAUACACGGAUUACGAGUGGAAGGAAACUUUAUUCUACGGGAGCGACGCGAUAAACUGUCUUCACGGUGUGAUGAUAUUCAUUCUGUUCGUGUUGAAGCCGCGUGUGUACCAGGCCCUGAAAAGACAGUUGGGGUUCGAGAACAAAAAGAAAUGCUCCAGUCAGGGAACAUCUACGCUCAACGAUCCGGCCAAAGUAAAACAGAGCGCCAGCAACAGCACUCUAACCUCUAGUUUUGCGAAUAGCGUCGCGCCUUGACCGAUCCGGUUCUAUAUCUAACGUCCACUGAAACUGGGGAUGUUCCGAUACCCAGGGGGGCGGCAAAGAUAUUUGCUUCCCAGGCGCAAACACUGGUAAAGCUGUCAAUGUACUGCGUCCGCACUGAUUUUGGUCAUCUUGAAAUAUGUUGUUGGAGACAUGCUUUCAAACAACUUUUUUCUUUAUAUGUUGCUCACGGAAGGCUUUAGUUUCCGAGAUAAUCGCGAAAAACUUUUACUACCACUACAUUGAAUUCUAUGUACGUAAGCGCGUUUGUGAAACUACCUAAGCAUAGCCGGGUGGUUAUCACGUCGGCCACCACCUUCUCGAAUUUCAUAUGGGUACACUCAUAUACAAAAGUUUUGACUCAAUCGCAACAGUUUCAUACCUUAUCUGGUACAUAUAGGAAUGAGUUUCUCUCAGAUAGUAAAUAUCGGUAUAGGUAAAGCUAGUUUUGCUUGGGGCUGGGGGUUAGGCAUUUAGUGUGUAAUUGUCCAAAAUUCAUUUCAAUAUGAGUAUAACUUUUAUCGGGAAGAGUACAUGUAACCUGAGUAGAUCGAGGGCUGAUUGAUGCAAAUCACCGCCGUAGCAACGACUGUGUAGUAGCAGAAGUUUUUCACAAUUAUCUCGGAAACUAUAGCCUUCCGUGAGCAACAUAUAAAGGAAAAUGGUUAUCAAAAUUAUGUAACAACAUAUGUAAAAAUCAUCAAAAUCGGUACGAGCGUAAUAUAUCGACAGUUUCACGUAACCGUUUACCGGCCUGUCCUUAAAAACUUGAGUUUAAUGCAAGUGACAUUGCGAAGACCUUGCUUCGCUAUAAGGCAGUACGUUGUCACACUCUAUACUCUAUUAAUGAUUAUACUACCCUGCAUAAUUCAAACUAUACAAUAGGUGCAUCAAAUAAAUAUUAGAUAUUUGUUUUUGGCCGCCUGGGUGCGGUGCACCCCUUGCACUCUUGGAUCGGCGUGGCUCUGAGGAUACAAUUAACCCUUUGCACCCCUAUGACGAAUGUGACUCGACAUUAGAUCUAUUAAAAAAUGUGCUUUCCUGUCGAGACAUUUAGAAAUUAUUUUAUGUUAUUAUAAACGUGUUAAUAAAAAUAAUUGUUUACACUAUUUCCUAAUCAACUAUCUUUUGAAAUACAUUUCAAAUAAAACACUUGAAAGAAUAGAAAACUAUCGAAGAGAAAGUGUAAAAAGAAGUAGGGAUGUAAAGGAUUAAGUUGUGAAGAUGAUACAGCAAACUGAUUUACAAAAUUAACUUUAUUCAAAUCAACAGAUUGCUUUCUAUUUAAUAAAUUGAUAAUUUAUAUCGCAUAAUUCAUAACCGAAACUGAAAUUCAUUUUCAGCAAGAUUUACUUGUUACUGAAGUUAUACGAAUAUUAUAAAAUAAGUUCUUAUUAUUUACCUAUGACUACAAUAUACUGUUCUGAAUAUUACCAACAAAUACCAACAAAAGGAAAUGCUAGAAAUACAAGUAUAUGAAGAGUAUAUUAUACAAUGAGUACAAAGUAAACAUAAUAUGCAUAUUCGUAUCGAUACUCGUUUCAUUCGAUACAAAUGCACUUUUUCGAUACUCAAAGUGCAGUAAGAUCUUACUUAAGGGAUACCUUCUACGCGAAUCAAGCUCUAAAUAAAACUGCAUUAAAUGAGGUCACAUUAAUAAUUAAAUAAUAAGGAAAAGUGAAACAGAACAGCGAUUAAAAAAUAUAUUCUUUUGCAUAUGUGUAAUAUUGAAGCAGUAUUAAACGGAGCAGGGUUAAGAGAGAUCUUACUGUAUUCGGUAUCGAAUCACAAGUACCAGUACCUUACUCGUAUUUAAGUACUUAGAUCGGAACAUCCCUAGCUGGAACCACUGUUUCGGGUUCUUAACAUCUGACCAGGCAUAAAUAUCCCUGAGAAAACGAUCAAACUAUUCUGCUUUUUGUACCUUGCAACACUUUGUUCUUCUCUAUUUCUUCCUUCUUGUCCCUUUCCAUCUCUCUAUUUUUGUAAUAUUUGUUAGUUUCCUUUUUUUACUUUGUGUUUUAUACGCAGUCAACGAUGUAAUAAAGAUCGAUGAUGCAGUGGAUGAACGAAAUUUUUGACCUUGUGUAUUUAGCGUGAGAGUAACGAAUUUUUAAGUAUAUUAUUGUAUGGAGUUUUAUAAUUUUUGUUUAUGAAUGGACGUCAAGCAUGUCAUUUAUCGAUAAUUUAGGUACAAAGAUUUAAACGUUUUUAUAGGAAAGAAAGGGUGAGCGUGAAUCCUGAGAUUUAUGGAAAGCAUCAGGUUAUUGUUGAAGUUUUUGCAGAUUUUACAGGGUACGAACAAUAAUUGUUUUAAUUUCAAAGUGUUGUAUUUAAACAUUUUUAAUGUAAGUACCAAUUAGUUAGUGAAGUGAUAAUAAUAUAUUAUUCAGUGAAAUUAUAUAGUUGAAAAAACUUAUAUACUUCUUAUAAAUAAAGUUUAUUGUAUACUGGUUUAGUAUAAAGCCAUAUAAAGAUGGAUAAAGACUUCUAAAAUGACCUGGUAACUUUAUUUUGUAAAAGAAGAAUAUCAAUUGUUUUUAAUAAAAAUUAGAAUUUAGAUUAAUACUCCAAAAAUGAAAAUGUACAUCGUAGAUUUAUUUAAUUUUAUUGACUUUAAAAUGUAUCCAUUUUUUU